AUGUCCUUCAGUGGACGGACCCCGGAAUCACUGCUCCCUCGUUCCGACUCGAAGAAUCCGGCUACCACGUGCAAAGGUAUCACCUCAACUGGCAGACCAUGUCGACGUUCGCUUGCUGCUUCACCGAAGAAUUCGCCCACACCGUCUCCAAGUCGAGAUAACGGAGUACUGGCGGUCCUUGAUGAACAAAAUGCAGCUGCUUAUUACUGCUGGCAGCACAAAGACCAGGCCGAGCAAUUGGCCGCGCAGGGUGGGCGAACCAAGUUGCAUCCAUUGAAAGAGAGGUCGAGCAUCGAUAGCCUUGUCGAGCAUGUGGGACUACUCGACUUGGAUGAAAACGUUCCAGAGAACAGGAAGCGACAACGCCAAACCGCCGGCACCAAGCGGAGGGACACCUUACCGCCGGGCUGGAACCAGAUGCAGAGUCCACUUAUGACAGUGCCAGAAGAGAUUGUACAUCGCAGAAAACCACAAGUCCGGCCUCCGCCUCCCCGAUCGAAUGUGAAACUGUCCUGGGCGUGUUGCAUACAGGCUGACCAUGACGAUUUGCCUCCCCCGCGGGUUCGGAGAGACGACAGGAACAGGCCACCCCGACCUCAUACAAGUACAAGCCAGUCACCGAUCGCAGUACGGCCCGAGAUGCGUCAGCAGUCCGCCAUCAAAGCAACUCGACCCUCUCAGCCGAGUCCAGCACCGUCCCAUACAGAGACACUUCUAUCACUUAUACCUUCCAGUCUGUCACCUCAAACGACCUCGGCAUUACUCGCCGAGCUGUCACGUCCGUUUUCUCCGAUGGACGAAGCUGGCUAUAUCUAUAUCUUCUGGCUAACCCCGGAGACGGAGGCCUCCAGACCUGACGACGAGACAGCUUCAUCUCUGCUCGAUGACGAUGACGAGUUUUACACCAAGCGAAAGACUCAAGCGCUCGCUCGGUACGCCUCUGUCCAUCGUCCAUCAAACUAUGCUCAUCAGAAACGCACCAUCACACUGAAGAUAGGUCGCGCAGCAAAUGUCCACAGGCGUAUGACUCAGUGGACCAAGCAAUGUGGACAAAAUAUAACUCUGAUUCGAUACUAUCCUCAUGAACGAAACAAGUCGGUGUCAGGAUCGGCCGGUCCGGGUGCGACGAAGAAAGCGCCACAUGUCCACAGAGUCGAACGGCUGAUCCACCUCGAGCUCGCAGGUAAGAGGGUUGUCACAAACGAAUGCGACCAAUGUGGACGGGAGCAUCGAGAGUGGUUCGAGAUCGACGCAACCAAGGAGGGAUUGAAGGGCGUGGACGAGGUUGUGAGACGAUGGAUUGGCUGGGCGAAAAGACAGCAAGCUCCGCUCCAACAGUCGCAGUAUUAUUAG
Cladophialophora carrionii CBS 160.54 is the source of this 1353-nucleotide messenger RNA. RefSeq lists its product as uncharacterized. The record is from RefSeq and is a predicted model, not a curated record. NCBI's taxonomy places the organism in Eukaryota, Fungi, Ascomycota, Eurotiomycetes, Chaetothyriales, Herpotrichiellaceae. Bases 1 to 1353 code for a protein of 450 amino acids. The transcript has a single exon.